AUGUCUCUGACCACCGAGGACGAUCCCGAGCGGAGGGAAGAGAUCCUUGUGGUUCUGAGCUGCUACAACGAGACCAAGGAGGAGCUGCAGCACAGCAUCAGCACGCUUGAUAGAUCGGAGCCCGGCCCCUCGACCCGGCUGAUGGUCUUCGUCGAUGGUCUCCAAGGGCUUGAGCCAGAGGCCAUCAUGGCCUGGCUUCACCAGGCGAGGCAAGGCAAUGACGUCGAGAACCCAGACAGUACCAAGCACGACGAGGGCGCGGUUGCCGUUGCAGAGGACAUGGAGAUCUUGGCCGCCCUCGUUUCCAUCCUCCCACCUGGAAAGGUGGAGGUGGACCACGGCUGCGUGUGCAUUCGCGGCAUUAAGGAGGCUGCUGUGCCCUAUCCGUUCGAAAUCUACGUGAAGGGCAAGGAGUGCCCGCGCUCCAAGCGGGCGAGCCAAGCUCUGUGCAUGUCCAUCCUCCAGGCAGACUUCGAUGCAAACCGCCCGAACCCGCGCGCCCUGCUUCUUCUGGAUGGCGACUGUCGUGUGGAGCCCGCUCAUGUGGGAAGGAUGUACGAGUGCAUGCAGGAGCAGGGCCUCGCAGCAUGUGGGCCCUUCCUUCUCACCAGGAAGUCCCACAACCUCUGCCUCCUGGUGCAGCUGAUGAGGGAUUGGUUCUCGCAGCGUUUGCUGUGGCUUGGUCAGAGUGCCAUCCGAUUCCAGCUUCCCCUCAACGGCUCCUGCGCCAUGUAUGCCAUUGAGACCGUGCGGGCUGUGCAGACCGACUUCUGUCGCGGAGUACGCGAGGAUUCCAUGCUCGACUCAAUGAUGAUUGAGAUGGGAGAGGACAGCUUCAUGACCAACCUCGUCCACGAGAAGUACCAGACCGGUGGUGGCAUCCGGUUCCUACCUCACUGUUGGGCCACGUCUUUCAUGCCGGAGAACUGGAGUGAGUACCUGGCACAGCAGUGCCGCUGGAAGCGCUCGCACAUGGGAAACCGCCUGAACAUGCUCUUCAACAAGCCAAACGCCUGGCUUUGGCAACCCUCUCGAUGGGUCUUCUGGCCGAUCUAUGUCGCCUCCUUCCUGUGGACGCCCUUCCUGGCUCCUGCGACGCUGACGCAACUUGGUUUAGGGUUUAGGGUGUAG
Symbiodinium natans is the source of this 1131-nucleotide messenger RNA. The record is from the annotation of a GenBank genome assembly. NCBI's taxonomy places the organism in Eukaryota, Dinophyceae, Suessiales, Symbiodiniaceae.